GACGGCAAGCAGGACCGGGAAGACACAAAGCUCCAAAGAUAUGGGAAGGACACCGAGCCCAAGACAGGCCCGACGGGAAAAGGCACGGGCCAUCAGCCCACCCACGAAGCGAAGAGCGAACAGGUUCCCGAGGAAGUGGCUAGUGAGAAAGCAGCUCAUGAGGAUCAUCCGCAGGGAGUGCCAGCGCAACUUCCCAACGAUGCUCCCGUGAAAGAGCCCCAGGAACAAGAAACCCUGAAAGACAACAGUGACGACAGCCCGGACAAGAAGCAACCUCAGGACCAUCAUGCAAAUGAUGGGCACACGUGGCCAGAAUCCUGGUCCAGCUCAACAGCUUGGGACUCUUGCGGUGAUUGGAGUGAUUGGUCUUGGGGUGCUGGUUGGUGGAAGAAGGAUUGGGAUCAUGAGUCAGUGUCCCGGGAGCACCUCCAGUGGCGCAAUCGGUCGGGAAGCCUUGGGUCCUGGUCUGAUGAUUCUCAGCAAUUUUAUGCCCGAGGAUUAUCUCAGGACAGUCUCCAGACACCCACCCCGGCCUACAAGAAAUCGGGCAGCCUGGACUCGGAGCUGGCAGCUGUGUUUAAGCGGUUAGAUACAGUUGACCGACUUGCGGAUCAGGACUUGCCAAAGGCUGCCUUAGACAAAAAGUUUGCCGAGGUUCAGUCGCCGAACAAAGGGGACAUCCCAACACCCACCACGGCCACACCCCAGAACUCUCCGCCCUCUUCCCAGCAGAGCUCACCAAGUACCAAGGCUGAGGAGACCGCAAGCCCAGGCCCGAGUCAAAGCAAAGCCCCCGAGACCAAGAAUACCAUCGCGACACAACAGGAAGAAGACAAGAAUGGACAGACAGACAACAAGCAGGAGACACAAGAUACCAAAGAGGCAAAGGCCGCCGCACAAGUUGAGAAGAAGAAAGCUGCACACGCAAGAUACAUGAGGUAUUGGAGGUCUGUGCAUGGUGGGGGCCCCGAGCUUCUAGGUGCCAAGGGUGGCUACUUCGGCUGCAAUCAGUGGUCCCGGCCUUUCCCAAACUCCACGAAAAACAGUGUGCUCUUCGAAGCUUGGUUGAACUGCGGGGGCAACUGGGAGAAGAGCCAGCUCUACAUCAAUUGCAAGACAAAGAACUCGUCGAAAAAAAAGGGUGUGAGACGCUGGAUGUUUCGAAACGAAAUCGCGACCAAGUUUGGUGCCGAGAAUGUGGAGCCCAUCAUCUUGCGGAAGCUGAAUGAUGAGAAGCUUUGUGCAACGGAAGUCAAGAGGCAUCCGGAUCUUCCUGAUUCAAUCGACUUGAUGCAGUUCCUCAUCUUCGAUUCUGAGGUCGAGAUUGAUCAGGAAGAGGAAGUGAUGGAGAUGCUCUACAAGCUUGCCGAAGCAGACGUCAAGAAGGGAGGCAAAGGUGGGAAGAAGCCGAAAGGCAAAGGUGACCCAAAUGAAGACGAAGCUGCGAAGCAGCAGCUGAAGCAAGCCAUCACAAAAGCCGGGAAGAAGAUUCAGGAGAAGGUGGCCCUCGAUACACUGAGUGCCGAAUUGCUCCGCACUGAGCUUCUGAAGGUCUAUGCUGCCACGGCCCAGCAUCUUCGAGCUGCAGCCGAGAAUGAUCUGAAGGAUGCAGAGCAGAAUCUGAAGAAGUCACGAACCGAGCUCCAGGCGGCCCUGGACACGAAGGAGUCGCACGAUACUUUGACUCGUCUGACCAAGAAUCUGGAGACAUCAGUUUCCGGGUUCGAGCAAGCUGCCAGUGUGAUCAAAGGCCAGGCCAAGCCCAAGGCUAAGGCCGAGGCCAAAUCAAAGACAAAGUGA
This is a messenger RNA of Symbiodinium sp. CCMP2456, 1800 nucleotides long. Lineage: Eukaryota; Dinophyceae; Suessiales; Symbiodiniaceae. The record is from the annotation of a GenBank genome assembly.